CCCAAAGCUCCCAUGGGUAAAUGAUUUCCUCCCUAUCCAUCAUUUCCAUCUUCAAUCUUGUGUCAAGUUCCUAUACCCAAAGCACAUCUACCUUAGUGAGAGGAUAAUCGCCAUCAUGUCAACUUCAACUACUAAGUCUACCGCUAUUUUAUGCGAAGUAACAGUUACGAAGUCUGACGAAACGACGCCUGAAGAUACGCCCCCGGAAUCACCUUCUGCCAUUAUUAUCUUCACAGCAACAAACACACCUCCAACGCAAAAGGAUGAUGAAGAGACUCGCACGAGCUCGCAAAAAUCAGACAAUGUUAAUGGGCAAACACCAAACGGCAAACCCAACAAAGGCUCCAAGGCACCUGCCAACGGGGGACAGGAACCCUCCGGGGGGGAUGCUGAAUCGUCGGAACCCACCGAGCAAAUUAGAGCAGGCCAAUUCGUAAACUCCAACACUGGCCACCAGUAUAACACGACUGGAGGUAUCCAGCACAAUGCAACGGAUACUGCAACACAAUUUUCUGGGGCUGUAUUUUCAGGAACUGUGACUUUCCAUAAGCCUCAAGCCUAGGGAACAUUGGCUAUCGAGCUUUACUGUCAAGCACGCAGCAAGGUUGAGAGACGGUGAUGAUGGUAUAACUAGGCUCCUGCGUAUCGGUGCAGAUACCUGAAAGACUCAAUUUGCUAGCGUUUACAUGAAUGAAAGCACAGCCAUUUUGAACAUUGUCUUCAAACUAGAAGUGUACAGUUCCACUAAAAGUUGCCCCAGUGAAGUGCUUGCCAUUGCCAGUCGCAUUAUACUGGAUCCCGCCUGUCGCGUUGAAUUGAUCACCCGAACCCUCAUUUUGAAACGCAAACGUAGGCACAUUGCGACUCUCCUUGACCAGGGAAGACAGCAUAGAAUCAAUGUCCGCUGCCAACUUUUCUGCAUUGCCAUUCAGCUCCUCUAGGGCUGCUCUCAUUGGCACAUCCUUGAUUAGUUUGUAAUCUUUGCUGAACAACUUUUCCGACUCUUGGAUUCUAGCCAUCAUGCCCUUCCAGUCUUCGUGUCC
Messenger RNA from Trichoderma asperellum CBS 433.97, 1043 nucleotides. RefSeq lists its product as uncharacterized. The record is from RefSeq and is a predicted model, not a curated record. NCBI's taxonomy places the organism in Eukaryota, Fungi, Ascomycota, Sordariomycetes, Hypocreales, Hypocreaceae.